AUGAAACUGAACGUCGACGAACAUUUCGUCAUUCAUCAAAAGUCCUAUUCACAUAUACAUAUAAACCUUCAUGAAAUAGACCUCAUCUUCAUUCUCACUCUCAUUUCUAUAACAUAUCGUUCUUCUCUUGCCAAACAAGUUCUUGCCAGUGGUCAGCCCAUCUCCACUCCAUCACAUUGUUCACAUUCAUCAUCAUCAGAUUUACCAUUAAAUCAUGUUUUACAAGAGAAAAGCGAUCAUCAAGGUAGUGUGAUCAGUGAUAUUCAUCAUUUGACGAAUUCUCCAAAUACAUUCGAAACAUCGAUCACAUCCAACUCUUCAUUAUCAUCAGCAUCGAAUAGACAUCACGAUACAUUAUCUUACUUGAUCGAACAGAAUCAACGUGCCAUGCAGCGACUCAUCAUAAAUCAUCAAGUGAACUCGAAUGAAGAAUCAACAGCGAUACUUUCAUCGGCAUCGAUGCGAAUACCUGAUUAUGAGAGUGGACAACUACUGACAACCAUCUCACAUGAAAAUACUCAAUUGUCACGAGCACAAGCACAACAGAAGAGCACAUCGAUCGAGACAGGAUCUUUGUCAACAGUUGAUUUUCCAUCUGCUCUUUUACAUGCUGAAGAACAUCGUGUAUUUGAAACAGUUGAAUUGAAUUCUAAAAUUGAUGGUGAUGAUCAUGGUAUUCUUGAUGAACCAUCGUUGACUCUUCUUUCGAACAGUUAUCGUUCAUUAACAACAACAACAGCGACGACAAAUCAAAUAGUGAAUGAAAUGGGAACUCAAUCGAGAUCACAACAAAAGAAGAAACAAUGUUCAUCUCCACUUUCGACAUGUGAUGAUAAGACAAGUGCUUAUUCAACUCCAGCAUUAUCACCGAUCAAAAACGAACCGUUUGCGAUAAGUGAAACAAUGAUUCGAUCGGAAACGAAUUGCUGA
Messenger RNA from Adineta ricciae, 930 nucleotides. Lineage: Eukaryota; Metazoa; Rotifera; Eurotatoria; Adinetida; Adinetidae. The record is from the annotation of a GenBank genome assembly.